GGCCUCGGGCUGGGCAACCCGCGCACCAGGCAGGAGCUGCAGCCGCCGCCCGCGCCUUCGCGCUCUAACCGGUUGCUUGUCAGAGAUCUGGGCUUCGCCGCCAUGUCCGCCGCGGAUGAGGUUGACGGGCUGGGCGUGGCCCGGCCCCACUAUGGCUCUGUUCUGGAUAAUGAGAGACUUACAGCAGAGGAGAUGGAUGAAAGGAGACGGCAGAAUGUGGCUUAUGAGUACCUUUGUCAUCUGGAAGAAGCAAAGAGGUGGAUGGAAGCUUGCCUGGGGGAAGAUCUGCCUCCCACCACGGAACUAGAGGAAGGGCUUAGGAAUGGCGUCUACCUUGCCAAAUUAGGAAACUUCUUCUCUCCCAAAGUGGUGUCCCUGAAAAAAAUCUAUGAUCGAGAGCAGACCAGAUACAAGGCAACUGGCCUCCACUUUAGACACACUGAUAAUGUGAUUCAGUGGUUGAAUGCCAUGGACGACAUUGGAUUGCCUAAGAUUUUUUACCCAGAAACUACAGACAUCUAUGAUCGAAAAAACAUGCCAAGAUGUAUUUACUGUAUCCAUGCACUCAGUUUGUACCUGUUCAAACUAGGCCUUGCUCCUCAGAUUCAAGACCUAUAUGGGAAGGUUGACUUCACAGAAGAAGAGAUCAACAACAUGAAGACGGAGCUGGAGAAGUAUGGGAUCCAGAUGCCUGCCUUCAGCAAGAUUGGGGGGAUCCUGGCUAACGAGCUCUCAGUAGAUGAAGCUGCAUUACAUGCUGCUGUUAUUGCUAUCAAUGAAGCUAUUGACCGUAGAAUUCCGGUGGACACGUUUGCAGCUUUGAAAAAUCCUAAUGCCAUGCUUGUAAAUCUUGAAGAGCCCUUGGCGUCCACUUACCAGGAUAUACUUUACCAGGCCAAGCAAGACAAAAUGACAAAUGCUAAAAACAGGACAGAAAACUCUGAGAGAGAAAGGGAUGUUUAUGAGGAACUGCUCACUCAAGCUGAGAUUCAAGGCAAUAUAAACAAAGUCAAUACAAUUUCUGCAUUAGCAAACAUCAACCUAGCUUUGGAGCAGGGAGCCGCGCUGGCCUUGCUCAAGGCCCUGCAGUCACCGGCCCUGGGCCUGCGAGGCCUGCAGCCCCAGAACAGCGACUGGUACCUCAAGCAGCUCCUGAGCAACAGACAGCAGAAAAAACAGAGUGGUCAGGCUGAUCCCCUGCAGAAGGAGGAACUGCAGUCUGGUGUGGAUGCUGCAAACAAUGCUGCCCAGCAGUAUCAGAGAAGAUUGGUCGCGGUGGCAGCAAUUAAUGCUGCCAUCCAGAAGGGUGUGGCUGAGAAGACUGUUCUGGAGCUAAUGAACCCCGAAGCCCAGCUGCCCCAGGUGUACCCCUUUGCUGCCGAUCUCUAUCAGAAGGAGCUGGCUACACUGCAGCAGCAGAGCCCUGAACAUAACCUCACCCAUCCAGAGCUCUCUGUCGCAGUGGAGAUGCUAUCAUCAGUAGCCCUAAUUAACAGGGCAUUGGAAUCGGGAGACGUGAAUACCGUGUGGAGGCAGUUGAGCAGCUCAGUUACAGGCCUUACCAACAUUGAGGAGGAGAACUGUCAGAGGUAUCUUGAUGAGCUAAUGAAACUGAAAGCUCAGGCCCAUGCUGAGCAUAACAAAUUCAUCACAUGGAACGACAUCCAAGCUUGUGUGGACCACGUGAAUCUGGUGGUGCAAGAGGAACACGAGAGGAUUUUAGCCAUCGGUUUAAUUAAUGAAGCCCUGGAUGAAGGUGAUGCCCAAAAGACUCUGCAGGCCUUGCAAAUUCCUGCAGCUAAACUUGAGGGAGUCCUCACAGAAGUGGCCCAGCAUUACCAAGACACACUGAUCAGAGCAAAGAGAGAGAAAGCCCAGGAAACCCAGGAUGAGUCCGCUGUAUUAUGGUUGGAUGAAAUUCAAGGUGGAAUCUGGCAGUCCAACAAAGACACUCAGGAAGCACAGAGGUUUGCCUUAGGAAUCUUUGCCAUUAACGAAGCGGUAGAAAGUGGUGAUGUCGGGAAAACACUGACCGCCCUUCGCUGCCCUGAUGUCGGCUUGUAUGGAGUCAUCCCUGAAUGUGGUGAAACUUACCAGAGUGACCUUGCUGAAGCCAAGAAGAAAAAACUGACAGCAGGAGAUAAUAAUAGCAAUUGGGUGAAGCACUGGGUGAAAGGUGGAUAUUAUUAUUACCACAACCUGGAGACCCAGGAAGGAGGAUGGAACGAACCCCCAAACUUUGUGCAGAAUUCUACGCAGCUCUCUCGGGAGGAGAUCCAGAGUUCCAUCUCUGGGGUGACUGCUGCAUAUAACAGAGAACAGCUUUGGCUGGCCAAUGAAGGCCUGAUCACCAAGCUGCAGGCUUGCUGCCGUGGAUAUUUAGUUCGACAGGAAUUCCGUUCCAGGAUGAAUUUCCUGAAGAAACAAAUCCCUGCCAUCACUUGCAUUCAGUCUCAGUGGAGAGGAUACAAGCAGAAGAAGGCAUAUCAAGAUCGUUUGGCUUACCUGCACUCCCAUAAAGACGAAGUUGUAAAGAUUCAGUCCCUGGCAAGGAUGCAUCAAGCUAGAAAGCGCUAUAGAGAUCGCCUGCAGUAUUUCCGAGACCAUAUAAAGGACAUUAUCAAAAUCCAGGCUUUUAUUCGGGCAAACAAAGCUCGUGAUGACUACAAGACUCUCAUCAAUGCUGAGGAUCCUCCUAUGGUUGUGGUCCGAAAAUUCGUCCACUUACUGGACCAGAGUGACCAGGAUUUUCAGGAGGAGAUUGAUCUUAUGAAAAUGCGGGAAGAGGUUAUCACCCUCAUUCGUUCCAACCAACAGCUGGAGAAUGACCUCAAUCUCAUGGAUAUUAAAAUUGGACUACUAGUCAAAAAUAAGAUUACACUGCAGGAUGUAGUUUCCCACAGCAAGAAACUUACUAAAAAAAACAAGGAACAGUUAUCUGAUAUGAUGAUGAUAAAUAAACAGAAGGGAGGACUCAAGGCUUUGAGCAAGGAGAAAAGGGAGAAAUUGGAAGCAUAUCAGCACCUGUUUUACUUAUUGCAGACCAAUCCUACGUAUCUGGCCAAGCUGAUUUUUCAGAUGCCUCAGAACAAGUCCACCAAGUUCAUGGACUCUGUAAUCUUCACACUUUACAACUAUGCGUCCAAUCAGCGGGAGGAGUACCUGCUGCUGCGGCUCUUCAAGACGGCACUGCAGGAGGAGAUCAAGUCAAAGGUAGAUCAGAUUCAAGAGAUUGUGACAGGAAAUCCUACAGUUAUUAAGAUGGUUGUAAGUUUCAACCGUGGUGCCCGGGGCCAGAAUGCCUUGCGACAGAUCUUGGCCCCAGUUGUGAAGGAGAUCAUGGAUGACAAAUCUCUCAACAUUAAAACUGACCCUGUGGAUAUUUACAAAUCUUGGGUUAAUCAGAUGGAGUCUCAGACGGGAGAGGCAAGCAAACUGCCCUAUGACGUGACCCCUGAGCAGGCACUGGCUCAUGAAGAAGUGAAGACACGGCUAGACAGCUCCAUUAGGAACAUGCGGGCGGUGACAGACAAGUUUCUCUCGGCCAUCAUCAGCUCUGUGGACAAAAUCCCCUAUGGAAUGCGCUUCAUUGCCAAAGUACUAAAGGACUCGCUGCACGAAAAGUUCCCUGAUGCUGGUGAGGACGAGCUGCUGAAGAUUAUCGGUAACUUGCUUUACUACCGAUACAUGAAUCCAGCCAUUGUUGCUCCCGAUGCAUUUGACAUCAUUGACCUGUCAGCAGGAGGACAGCUCACCACAGACCAGCGCCGGAAUCUGGGCUCCAUUGCCAAGAUGCUGCAGCACGCUGCUUCUAAUAAGAUGUUUCUGGGGGAUAAUGCUCACUUAAGCAUCAUUAAUGAAUAUCUAUCCCAGUCCUACCAGAAAUUCAGACGUUUUUUUCAAACUGCUUGUGAUGUCCCAGAGCUUCAGGAUAAGUUUAAUGUGGAUGAGUACUCUGACUUAAUUACCCUCACCAAGCCAGUUAUCUACAUUUCCAUUGGUGAAAUCAUCAACACCCACACUCUCCUGUUAGAUCACCAGGACGCCAUCGCUCCAGAGCACAACGAUCCCAUCCAUGAGCUGCUGGACGACCUUGGCGAGGUGCCCACCAUUGAGUCCCUGAUAGGGGAAAGUUCUGGCAAUUUAAAUGACCCAAAUAAGGAGGCACUGGCUAAGACAGAAGUAUCUCUCACACUGACCAACAAGUUUGAUGUGCCUGGUGAUGAAAAUGCAGAAAUGGAUGCUCGGACCAUCUUACUAAACACAAAACGUUUAAUUGUGGAUGUCAUCCGGUUCCAGCCAGGAGAGACCCUAACUGAAAUCCUAGAAACACCAGCCACCAAAGAAGAGGAAGCAGACCACGAGAGGGCCAUGCAGAGACGUGCUAUCCGCGAUGCCAAGACUCCUGACAAGAUGAAAAAGUCAAAAUCUGUAAAGGAAGAUAGCAACCUCACUCUUGAAGAGAAGAAACAGAAGAUUCACACAGGUUUGAAGAAGCUAACGGAGCUUGGAACUGUGGACCCAAAGAACAAGUACCAAGAAUUGAUCAACGACAUUGCCAGGGACAUCCGGAAUCAGAGGAGAUACCGACAGAGGAGAAAGGCUGAACUGGUGAAACUGCAACAAACAUACUCUGCUCUCAAUUCCAAAGCCACCUUUUAUGGGGAACAGGUGGAUUAUUAUAAAAGCUAUAUCAAAACCUGCUUGGAUAACUUAGCCAGCAAGGGGAAGGUCUCCAAAAAGCCUGGGGAAAUGAAAGGAAAGAAAAGCAAAAAGAUUUCUCUGAAAUAUACAGCAGCAAGACUACAUGAAAAAGGAGUUCUGCUGGAGAUUGAGGACCUUCAAGUGAAUCAGUUUAAAAAUGUUAUCUUUGAAAUAAGUCCAACGGAAGAAGUUGGAGACUUUGAAGUGAAAGCCAAAUUCAUGGGAGUUCAGAUGGAGACCUUCAUGUUGCAUUAUCAGGACCUGCUGCAGCUGCAGUAUGAGGGAGUUGCAGUCAUGAAGUUGUUCGAUAGAGCCAAAGUAAAUGUCAACCUCCUGAUCUUCCUUCUCAACAAAAAGUUCUAUGGGAAGUAGCUGCUCACCUGCUGCCAGCUCACAAGGCUGCCAGAGGCAGCACCUCAUGGCUGCCUUCUGGGCUCCUCCUCUGCUCUCUGGAAGCAAAGACCAGCCCACAGCCUAUGACUGAUCUGACGCGCUCCCAAGGCACAUUUUUAACCUUACUCUGACAGAACAUUAGGUGCCUUUCUUCAUAGUGAGAUUUUGUUUUCAGGCUUAGUCUGACCCUUCUGGCAUGUUCAUUUUCUUCCAUCACUUAGGAAAAAGUGGAGCCGCCACUAAAAUAUUUCUGUUCUUACAGACUUAGAGGUCACGCUGCUGUACCGUAAGCUCUAGUGUUUGUUUUAUAUUGUUGUUUAUAUAAUGGGGAGUGUAGAACAAGUAGGAUACACAGCUGAAUUGUCAAUUCUGACAGUUGUCAUGUAAAAGUGAAGCUCCUCUGUGUCCCAUCAGUACAAGUGAAAUACGUGGGGAUCAUUGGGUCUCUUCCACUCUGUUUUCCUAUAUGGGGAGAAGCUAACAGAAGUCACUGUUCUGUGUUCAAAGGAAGCAUUUCUUAGAAAAAGGAGGUGUUGUUUUUAAAUUUCACCAUCAAAUUUGGGCAGUUCUGUUUGUGCGGCUCCCACCCCAGUAGUGAGAGAAUCCCACUGAUAAAAUUUAGCUGUUUAGGUAAAUUCAGAAUGGGUUGAGGAACCUACCUGCUCAUAUUGUUGCACAGAGAUUGACUCAAUCGUGGAGAUUGUCCACUCCAUUCUUACAGCAAAAGAAUCGGUUAGCCCCAGCAUAGAAAUAAUUGUUCUUAAACUAUUUUUUUAUCUUGAGUACCUUAUUAAAGCAUUUAAAGAUUGAUUUCUUAAAAUGUGGGUGAUAGGAGUUUUAAAGAUUUAUGUAAUGCUUCAGAAGCCUUUAGAAUUCUCUUAAGACUUUUUAAAAAAUUGGUUUGUCUGUAUAUCUGAACUCUUAAAACUUCCGUAUAGCUAAAACAAUAGGAUUUAUCUGCAGAGUUGUAGAGAUAUAAUCUUUCCUUAAAUAAUGUAAAACAAAACCAGCCAACCCAUGUUACACUUAGGUAAAAUAAAUUCCCCCCAUUUCUUUCUGCUCUUUUGCUGCCUACAUUGUGCUUUUAUUUUAUGAACCCCGUCUUCUGGGAAGAGUAAAAAAUAAUUCAGUUGUAAACAUUGAAUUUAGAAAGGUUUUUUCUUGGAGAGGUCUUGUCCUUUUAAAAAAAGAAAAUCUGUUUAUCCAGGAAAAUAUACUGAAAUCAUGCUAUUGAGCCUCUAUUUUCUUUGGUAUUUUGGUUCAGUGUUCUUUUAUCAUAAAAUUUAGCAUAAUAAACAUUUAAAAAUGUGCUGAUGUAUAUUUAAAGCCAAUAAAUUGUUGUAAUUAAUAACACAGUAUGUGGUGUGUCCCUCUUACAAAUGUAAGUAUUGGAGAAGUGUUUCUGUGAGACAGUUUCCUCGGUCAGGUCCAUGGGCACAGUGCAUAGGAAGCAUGCAGUGCCAUGGAAGGAGUUACCAGUACCCUGACCUUGUUUUUUGUUGUAUUUUUGGAAGACAGUUUUUUUAGUAAACAUUUUUCUCAGUUUAAAAGAAUAUGCUGUUACAUCUAGCCUCGCCUCAAAAACUGGGACCAACCAAGUGCAUCAGCCCUAUUUCCUUCAUAGGGUUUCCAUCCCAGAUGCUGUCCCACAAGGCCACAUCCAAGGUACACAGUGACAAGCAAAGUUUACAACUCCUCUAAUAAUAUGAUGCAAUUAUUUGGAAGGAUUAUAUUUCCUUUAACUAACAACGUCCACUAUAAAAUAGCACAAAAAGCACUCAAGGAAUGUUGACAACAACUGUGUAGAAUUAUGAACAUAAGAGUAUAGUGAAUAUCCUAUUCAAGCUGUGGCAUGGAAACCAUGAAGCUUACAGAUUUUAUUUACUAGCUGUAGUGUUCUCUGGCUCGUCUCGCCUCCUCUGACCUUCUUUUCAACCAGCCCUCAUGACAUUCACCAUGAAUUUACUUCUUCCCUCAAAUCUGGACUGCCCAUCGGACCUGCUGCUCACAGCUGCCUUUGUGUCUCUGUCUGAAAUAAAAGGUCACUUGUU
This is a messenger RNA of Nycticebus coucang (slow loris), 7148 nucleotides long. It is a transcript of the gene IQGAP1, whose product is annotated as IQ motif containing GTPase activating protein 1. Lineage: Eukaryota; Metazoa; Chordata; Mammalia; Primates; Lorisidae. The transcript is spliced from 38 exons. Gene Ontology annotation, biological process: regulation of GTPase activity; regulation of actin cytoskeleton organization. Gene Ontology annotation, molecular function: calmodulin binding; actin filament binding; GTPase activator activity. Gene Ontology annotation, cellular component: nucleus; cytoplasm. Bases 103 to 5076 code for a protein of 1657 amino acids. The record is from RefSeq and is a predicted model, not a curated record.